Messenger RNA from Porites lobata, 306 nucleotides. The record is from the annotation of a GenBank genome assembly. Lineage: Eukaryota; Metazoa; Cnidaria; Anthozoa; Scleractinia; Poritidae.
AUGAUGGCCACCAGGAGCAACAAUGACAUCGAAGGCUGGCAUAAGGGCCUACACAGGCGUGCUUCAGGUAGAUGGAAUAUGCCAUUCUACCUCCUCAUCGACCUUCUGCACCAAGAGGCCCGGCUGACAGCCCUGAGAAUCCGUUUAGUCUCGGAAAAAAAACUGACCAGGAUUCAGCGCAAGAAAUACAGGUCAGUCCAAGCCCAAGUAUUUAAUCUUUGGGAUGAUUACAGUAGCCAAAGAAAAAAUGCGGAACAGCUUCUUCGUCAAUGUGCCCAUCUCAAUGGACCUAAACGCUCUAGAUAA